AUGGCGACCGAAAUCGCCUCAGAGGCAGCACCAGGCCAAAAUGCAGCCGACAUUAUUGCACUCAAUGAAAAGAAGACAGUCGAGUUGGGCAACGAGGUCUCUCACGACAUUGAGAUCCUACCGACCAAUGAGCCGGAGAAGACGUACUUCAGCAAAGCCUCCGUGUGGCUCAUGAUUCUCUUCUCCGGACUGGCGAUUGGUUCAGAUGGCUACAAUGCUGCAGUAAUCGGCAACGUCGAGCUCCUCCUCGCAGUCCUCUACCCUGAAUCAUUGACCUCUGCCAUCUACACCCGCCUCAGCAAUGCUUUCCUCAUCGGUAUGAUCGUCGGCAUGCUCCUCUUCGGCGUGGUCGUCGACCAGUUAGGUCGGAAAACCGGCGCUGUGGCAACCACCGUGCUUCUCGUUCUGGGCAUCGUUUUAUCCACUGCCGCGAAUGGAACGGACCAAACGGGUAUGUUCUGGAUGCUCAUCAUCGCCCGCGGAAUCGCAGGUGUCGGAGCGGGGGGUGAGUACCCCGUCAGCGGCGCCGGUGCGGCAGAGGCUACGGAUGAGAGCGGGAAGUACCGCAAGCACCGGGGAUUCAUGUUCGCGAUGUUGGCGGAUUUAUCUGCGUCUUUGGGGUACGUCUGGGGUGGAUUGGUGCCGUUGUUGCUGCUUCUUUGCGUGAAGCAGAAAGAGGAACACUACGAUAUCGUCUGGCGGACUUCAUUCGCGCUUGGCCUCAUCCCGCCGCUCGUCAUCUUCUGGUUUCGGCUACGCAUGGCCGUCUCGACGGCAUACCGCAAGUCGGCCAUGAGGAAGCAACGCGUACCGUACUGGUUGGCGCUCAAGCGGUAUUGGAGGCCCCUGGUAGGGUGCGCCGGGACGUGGUUCUUGUAUAAUUGGAUUUCAAUCCCUUUUGGCAUUUUCAGCUCGACGAUCAUUUCGAGAGCGAACACAGGGGAGAGUUUGGUGAAGAAUUUGGGGUGGGGAGUGGUUAUUAACUGUUUUUACAUCCCGGGGCCGUUCCUCGGCGGAUAUCUCUCUGAUAAGAUUGGAAGGCGCCAGACUAUGGCGCUGGGGUUUACGUUGCAGGCUGUCAUGGGAUUUGUGCUGGGUGGCGCCAUGGGACCGAUUCAAAGCAUCUUCCCCCUCUUCGUCGUCAUGUAUGGCAUUUUCCUCACACUGGGUGAAGUUGGACCAGGGAGUACCGUCGUUCUGACGGCGUCCGAAUGUUUCCCGACCUCCAUUAGAGGUCAGAUGAUGGGGUUCGUUAGCGCGUGGUCCAAAGCCGGAGCUGCCAUCGGCACUCAGGUUUUCACUGCAAUAUUGAACGCCUAUGCCGAUGAUCCGUCGAAGGGAAACCAAACAGCAUUCCUCAUCGGCUCUGGCUUUGCGGUACUGGGAGCAAUCGUCGCCCUUUUUGUUAUUCCCGAGGUAUCGCGCCGGCUCGACGACGAUGAUCAAGCCUGGAAGCAGUACCUUCAGGAGAACGGCUGGGAAGCGAACUGGGGCGAUGAAGAGACGAAGGAUCCGGCCGGUGUUGUGUUGAACAAGGCUGUCUCAUAG
Messenger RNA from Pseudomassariella vexata, 1548 nucleotides. Its product is annotated as metabolite transport protein. Gene Ontology annotation, cellular component: plasma membrane. Lineage: Eukaryota; Fungi; Ascomycota; Sordariomycetes; Amphisphaeriales; Pseudomassariaceae. Gene Ontology annotation, molecular function: carboxylic acid transmembrane transporter activity. Gene Ontology annotation, biological process: transmembrane transport; carboxylic acid transport. The record is from RefSeq and is a predicted model, not a curated record. Bases 1 to 1548 code for a protein of 515 amino acids. The transcript is spliced from 3 exons.